Molecule: messenger RNA, 2011 nt
Organism: Medicago truncatula (barrel medic)
Lineage: Eukaryota; Viridiplantae; Streptophyta; Magnoliopsida; Fabales; Fabaceae
Exons: 7
Coding region: 345-1736 (463 amino acids)
Source: RefSeq, a predicted model, not a curated record
UAUAAGCUGCUAUGAUUCGUGUACCCCUUCCCUUGUACACACUCCUAUAAAUUUUUAAAUUUAGCACGAUUUCAUCACUAAUCUAGGCAUUUAUAAGGGCUCCAACCCACAUGGGCAAAACUUGAAUACAACCCAACCCUUUCAUGUAUUUUAAUCAUCCACCCAACUCCUGAAACCUCAAGUUGUCAGUAACAUAACCCAAGUUUUGACUCACAAAGAGAAUAGAAGCACGUUAUACAAUUAUAUACUAUGCUUCCAAGGCAUUGAAAAUAGUGAAAGAAGUAAUUAACCAUACUUAGAAUACUCAUUUUUAUGUAUAUUCUAUAGUAUAGCUUUGGUGGAAGAUGUGUUUCCCUUGCCACAAUCAAAAUCUAGGAACACACAAUUUUGUUUUUGUAGAUGGAAGAAGAAGACAAGAUCAAUGUGAACUACUUCAAACGGAUUCUUCAAUAGAAACAAAGAAAGGAAAAUUCUUAAACAUGGAUUUUAGCUUGUGUUUGACUUCUCCAAUCAUUUACAAUCUUGUACAUUUUCUUCUUGUUUUUUCUUUCCUUUGUCCUGUUUUUUCUUCCUCAAAAAUUGAUAACAACCCUGUUGCCAAUAACACUUUUAAACCAAAGGAAGAGUUGAAUAGAAUGAACAUCAUAAGAUAUCGUCUUCAACAGAUCAAUAAACCUUCUAUUAAGACAAUUCAGAGUCCUGACGGUGAUAUUAUAGAAUGCGUUGCGUCUCAUCAACAACCAGCUUUUGAUCAUCCUAUGUUAAAAGGACAAAGACCACUGGAUCCUCCAGAAAGGCCUAAAAAUCAUAACAAAAGGGAUGUGUUGAGUGAGAAUUUUCAGUCAUGGAGCUUGUCGGGUGAAUCAUGUCCAGAAGGAACAAUUCCGAUUAGAAGAACAACAGAACAAGACAUGUUAAGGGCAAGUUCUAUCAACACAUUUGGAAGAAAAUUAAGAAGACGUGUUAGAAGGGACACAAAUAGCAAUGGACAUGAGCAUGCAGUUGGAUAUGUGACUGGAAAUCAAUACUAUGGAGCAAAGGCUAGCAUAAACGUGUGGGCCCCACGUGUAGCAAACCAAUAUGAAUUCAGCUUGUCCCAAAUGUGGGUCAUUUCUGGUUCAUUUGGAGAUGAUCUUAACACCAUUGAAGCUGGUUGGCAGGUCAGCCCUGAGCUCUAUGGGGACAGUUACCCUAGAUUCUUUACUUAUUGGACGAGUGAUGCAUAUCAAGCAACUGGAUGCUACAAUUUAUUGUGUUCUGGCUUUGUUCAAACUAACAAUAAAAUUGCAAUUGGUGCUGCAAUCUCUCCAACUUCUUCAUAUACUGGGGGCCAAUUUGAUAUUAGCUUGCUCAUUUGGAAGGAUCCAAAGCAUGGAAAUUGGUGGCUUGAAUUUGGCUCCGGAAUAUUGGUAGGGUACUGGCCAUCGUUUUUGUUUACACACUUAAGGGAUCAUGCAAGUAUGGUACAAUUUGGUGGAGAAAUUGUGAAUUCUAGACAAGGGUCACACACUUCAACUCAAAUGGGUAGUGGCCAUUUUGCUGGAGAAGGUUUUGGAAAAGCAUCAUACUUUAGGAAUUUGCAAGUUGUGGAUUGGGAUAACAAUUUGAUACCAUUGUCAAAUCUAAGGGUUCUAGCGGAUCAUCCAAAUUGCUAUGAUAUACAAGGAGGAAUAAAUAAUGUUUGGGGGAAUUACUUUUACUAUGGUGGACCAGGAAGAAAUGUGAAAUGUCCCUAAGGGAAUGAAGCAUAAAAAAAAGUGAUUAUUUUUUCUUCUUUUUGGCAUUUUUGGGUUUGGGUGAUAUUGGUUCUCCUUUUUGAAGGGCAUUCAAGGUGCUUGGGGUCAUUUAUUCUUAUAUUUUAAAUUAAAUUCCUUUUGAUUAGGAUUUGUUCUUUAAAUGUUGACUAACAUGUCAUCCAUUGAUUAUACCAUUACUGCAUGGACUCUUAUGUAAAUCUUUAAAGAUAAAUAGUAAAUAUACUAUGUACCGUUAUUGGUAUAUAUCCCUUCCA